Messenger RNA from Aplysia californica (California sea hare), 345 nucleotides. RefSeq lists its product as uncharacterized. NCBI's taxonomy places the organism in Eukaryota, Metazoa, Mollusca, Gastropoda, Aplysiida, Aplysiidae. The record is from RefSeq and is a predicted model, not a curated record.
CAGCCAGUGAACACCUUGCUGCCCAAUUUCCUGGUCCGCACAGACCGGCGACAGGCAGAGAAAGAUGCAGAUGUUGCAAAGUGGAAUCAAAUCAGCAAUCUGCUGGAAACCUCAAUACAUAAGGCUGCUAUCUCUGCCUGUGGCAAGGGGAGACUGUCAAAGGAGAGAAAGCAUUUCUACACAAUGUCAGUGACGGAGCAUGAGGUUCAAACUGGGAUCUUUGGCAGCGAUGCCCCACAGCGUCACUGCUUGGUGUUUGUGAGGGAGAUGCAUGGGUUGGGGAAAGAUGUCUAUUCUGAUGCGAUGGCCACACGCUACAAGGACACAGUCGUUGUCGAUGGACAG